GAAGAAAGCAGCCAAGAACGAGAAGCGAUGAAUGCAGCGCUGGAGAGAGUGAGACGAGUGCUGAAAGAGGAGAAGAAGGAAGGCAACAGUGCAGCUGCCAUAAGGAACUGCCAGGCUCUUCACGUCGGUGUACUGGAGCUCCUGCAGGGGGUAGAGCGGCACAGGGCAGGAGACAGCUGCAAUGGAGGAGCGGGAGAGACGACGAGGGAGCUGUCCCGCCUCCUCUGCCACUGUUUCAGUGUGUCUGCCCAAAUCCUCACCCUCUGCAAGGAGGUGGAGAGUGGUCCCAGCUGGCUGUUUCAGGAUCUCUCCACCCAUCUCUCUGUUAUCUUCAAGUCAACCUACGCUCUCAUCAAAGUGUCAGCCGAGUUGCUAGACAGGUUGAGUCUCAAUCAGGAGACAUUUGAAACCGUUGUGGCCAGUUUGCGGAGUCUCAGUGCUUCAGCCUCGGACUUUGACCCCUCUCUCCCGGUGCUGGUGUGGAGAGGAGUAGGGAAGGUGGUGUGCAGGGGGAGGAGUGUGAUGGGUGAUGGGUGGACCGUCCAACCAAUCGUAUCUGACGUCUGCAUUGCCAUGGAAACAAAAGCUGUUGAAUGUGUAAUAUCAGCCCCACAAGAAGCAGAGACAAGCAGUAGUGGUGGUGGUGGGGAAGGGUAUUUGAAGUUGCUGAAGCUGUGUCGGUUCCUCUCGUCUCUGCUGGUAAAGCUGGUCCAGGAGUUCCAGGAAGAUUCUCUGGAGUUUGCGUCUGAUAUUGCUGGUCUUUUGAUCCACCUCUACGGUUGUGUUCCUCCUUCUCCCCACUGCUCACCUGUCAACAGCCACACUCAGUCUGAGAUUGACAGCAACAUUUUACUGGUGUGUGAACCAAUCUUCUCCUCCUUGUUGGGGUCCCCCGAGUUCUUCAAAUCUCUCCUCUCUUCUCCCGACACCGGCGAGAGAGACGGCGGCCAUUACGGACGACUCGUGUCCCUCUGUCUCGUCCUCAAGUUCUUCCCCAAACUCUCUGGAGGGAUGCAAGACCUUCUCAUGGAGUCAACCAGCUCUAGAGAGAGCCGUUUCCGGUCGUGUCGACUGCUGGAUGCUCUCUUCUCCACGAUUCAACGCUGUUCAAUGGAACUAGAGUUGCCUGUGAUGGUGGCCGGAGUCAUGUGCAACGGACAGCCACAGAGUGCAGUUUCACUCUACCAUCAUCUCCUGACUAACCUCUGCUGCCUGGUGGCCUGUCUUCCUCAACACCACUUCCAGAGACUGGAGGAGGUGAUGUUCCGUCACGCUCUCUCCUGCGAAGAAGACGCAUUCUCCAGUCUCCUGGCCUUGGACGCUCUCUCAUUCGUUGCCAGGGUCUCGUGUGCCCUGCUACGGAGGACCCUUCCUCUCCUCUCUCCUCACCACUUGUCACUGUUCCUGGAGACUCACGCCCUCUCCUCCUCCUCCUCUCUCCUCGUUCUCUGGGCACACUUGGACCUCACCACUAUAGCCAACUCCUCACAUAAACAGGUGGUUCAGAGCGUGUGGGACUCCAGCCACGAGAUUCUCGUUCACCAGCUUCAGUCAGAACAACCUCACCUACCUGCUGUUUGGGGAACAGUUGUCCUGUGUGACUGCAUUUCUAUCACUGCGGACCACGUCUCUAGUCUUCCUCCGCACAUUCUCCAGAAGAUUUUUACUUCGUUAAGAGAGAUGAUUACCAGGGGCAUCCCCACGGCAGUGUGUGUGACUGUGGCAGAGUUUCUCGGUCGUUGUGGCUGUCUGACACUUCCCGCGAAUGUACAGGCUACGGUGUUGCGUGGUCUGGUACCAGUGUUUCAUCUGUUACUAGGUCACCCCUGCUGGCUGGUCACUCAGCACUCUCUGGUGGCUUUCCAGACCUUUGCUGAGUCCACUCGGUACGCGUCAGUGACUGAGGACUGUGUGCCUGCUGGUAUGAACAAGGUGGUGGUGGGUUUCCUCCAGAGAGCUCCCCACUUCACCUGGGAGAGAGCUGACUUGAGGGACGCCGUGUUCUGGGUGGAGGAGCUGGGGAGGAGGGUGGGGAGGGGAGAGGAGGUGGAGGGAGGGAGAGAGGAGUCACGGAGACCCACCUCUGUCUUACACACACUCUAUGGUUCAUUCAAAGGUUCAGCUGCUGUUGGAGACGUGGAAUGAACUUUGCACUCUCUCACUCCCGCCGCCGCCAGAAGUGUGCACGCAACUCCACAAACUGUCCACCUCCAUCCAAUCUCACUUGUCACAGUCUUGUCGAUUUUCAUCACCUCAGCAUCAAAAAUAAUUCGUCUUCCAUUACAAAACAAUUACACAAUAGAGAAUUUACAAAGAUCUAUCUCACUAUCAAAAAAUUUUGAGAAUAAAAAAUUUGACAUGUGACUGCCUAUAAAUGAACCCAAUCUUCCUUUAUCAUAUCUGAAGCUUUCUCACCAAUCAUUAUUACGGGGGCAUUUGUAUUGCCGGAUGUCACCUCUGGCAUGACGGAUGCGUCAGCCACCCGCAGGUUUCCGACUCCCUUGACUCGCAGUCUAGAGUCGACAACAGUGGUAGGGUCAUCAGUUGAGCCCAUCUUACAGGUCCCGGCUGGGUGGUACUGGGUGAGUGUGAGAUGGCGAAUGUAAUCUCUCCAGUAGCCGUCGGAAUCCGUGUGGUGACGACUGCCGAAAGCCAUUAGCCGUUGACGAACACCGUACGAAUUGAAGAAAUUGAAAGCGGAUGAAUUUGCAAUUUUCUGAACAAACCUGAUGCCCUUGAGUAGGACUUCGAUGUCGCGAGGAUCGGCCAAGUAGUUUGGGUCAAUGAGUGGAGAUUGCAGGGGCGAGGUCUUGUUGAGUCUUAUGGUUCCCCUGCUGGUAGGGUGGAGGAGGGUUGGAAGAAAAGAGUAACCAACCAUGUCAGUCUCAUCCAUUGCUCCCUCUCCAAACAUUCGCCGUGCCUCCUCCGGCGAUACGUUGAUGUUCUUCAUGUGCUUCGGGGCGGCUUUUCCUCCGAAGAAGAUGAUGUCUAAAUCGGGGGCGAUUCUCUCGUCCUCGACGCCAGUGUCCAGGAACGCGUGUGCCUCUGCCGGACUCACUGACAACGGACCACUGCCUGUUAGAAAGAACUGAAAGAGAGAGCUGACGGACCUGGCGUGCUGCUCCGAUAGAGAAAUGGUCUCGUUUAUGGGGAUCCUAGGAGCCACAUACCCCACAGGGACCAUGAUAUGGUCCUGCAAGUUCUCCCCGACUGGUAAAUCAGCCCUGACAGGGAUCCCAACGUCUUCCAGGUGGCCUUUUGGACCUAUACCAGAUAGUAAAAGGAUCUUUGUCGUCCCAACUGUACUGGCAGUAAGUAUGACCUCCCUUCGAGCCUUUACCACCUUUUCUUCUCCGUUGGCACAAUCUUUAGUGUCGACCACUCUAACUCCGUCCACUGUCGGGGAUGCUCCUGGUGCAAAGGACAGCGACCGGACCGAUUUCCCUGUCACCACAUACAGAUUCUCCCUGUUACCGCGAACCGGGUGAAGGAAAGCGCGAGCGGUUGACAAACGCCAGCCGUCUUUGAUUGUGUACUGCGGGAAGCUGACUCCCAACUGGGACCGCCCGUUGUUGUCUACCUCCUCGUAACCCAGCUCUUUCGUUCCCUCUACAAAACUCCUCGCAGCCAGCGUCCGGAACUGAGUCGACUGACUAACAGUCAAGUACCCACCAGUACCGUGAAAUUCGUCAUCUCCGCGACCUCUGAAAUCCUCCGAUUUCUUGAAGUACGGGAGAACUUCCCGGUAGCUCCAGCCCUCCGCGCCCAUCUCCCGCCAGCGAUCGUAGUCCUCACGGUUUCCCCUCACGUAUAUCAUGGCGUUAAUGGAGCUGGAUCCACCGAGUACCUUUCCCCGCGGCCAUCUCGCUCGUCGCCCCUCCAGACCGCCACAGGCGUGUUUCUGGGGCACCGUUUGCUCGGCCCAGUCCACGGGGCUCAGCUGCAGGUCCACGUAAGCCAGCGGGACGUGUAUCUCCGUCUGAGAGUCCACUUCCCCGGCCUCCAGGAGAAGGACGGUGACGUUGGGGUCUUCGCUGAGGCGACUUGCAACCACACUACCCGCAGAACCGGCGCCAACCACGAUGUAGUCGAACUCCGACUUGUCCAGUGGACUCGGUGGGAGUUUGCUCGGGUCCCAGACAGCCACCAGGAGAGUUUGGUGGACGAGCAGCACCCACCCCAAGCACCGAGCUACGACCAUCUUUCUCACGGGGAGCCGCGC
This is a messenger RNA of Geodia barretti, 4222 nucleotides long. Lineage: Eukaryota; Metazoa; Porifera; Demospongiae; Tetractinellida; Geodiidae. The record is from the annotation of a GenBank genome assembly.